This is a messenger RNA of Leptomonas pyrrhocoris, 3272 nucleotides long. RefSeq lists its product as hypothetical. The record is from RefSeq and is a predicted model, not a curated record. The transcript has a single exon. Gene Ontology annotation, cellular component: membrane. NCBI's taxonomy places the organism in Eukaryota, Euglenozoa, Kinetoplastea, Trypanosomatida, Trypanosomatidae. The coding region runs from base 321 to 3272 and encodes 983 amino acids.
AGUUACGUAUAGUGGUAUUACCCUUAUUCUUCUUUUUUCCUUCGCUUUAGUCGUUUAUCCCUCAAAAAACACUUUGGAACUUUUCUUCACUAAACUAAAAGCCACCAAGAAAUACCAGCGAGCGGCCUCGUCGAUUUUCAUUUACUCCGCACUCCCCACGAGAUCCGUUGCUAUUCUUUACAUCUAUCUGUCUAGCGGUGCGAGCCCCUCACCUUUUCCAUCCACACAGCUCUCGCGUGGUUCAGCAACGGUGCUGUGCACGGGAGCAGCCGCAGUGAUCGAAGCAGUGUUGCACCGCCUUUGUCCGUGGCCACGCACCAAUGAAGCGGGAGCUCAAGGUGUCCUUUGCCGCGUCUUCCGAGAAGGGAGGGAAGAGACAGUCUGCCAACCGCACCGCCUCACAGCAGUACACCAUCUCCACCGCGCCUCGGCAGGAGACAGAUGUCGCCAUUCAGCAGCUCGUCACGCCGCGGUCGCCGCUGUACCCGGAGAGUGUGAUCCCUCAACAGCACCGUGCGGCGGGCAGUCCCUCUCGUGCGUCCCCGCCGUUCCAUGAGGCCGCUGCGGAGCCCAACGGCGGAGGGGUGGGCGCCGCCGCGUAUCAGAGCGGGGUGGACGACCCGAACGCUACCGCUGCACUCGACCCGGCAAGUGGGGCCAUCCUGAUCUACCCGAAGAAGGUGGACAACCUGCGUCGCUUCCGCAUUCUUUUCGUGGGUCUGCUGCUUCUCAUCUCCAGCUCCACGCAAGGCAUCCACUCCCUCUUCGGAACGCUCUACCUGCAGGUCGCCUACCGGUUCACGGUGCGGCAGAUGGCCGUCGUGUACCUGAGCGGCCAGGCCUUCGGCAUGUUCGUGUUCCCCUUCGGCAUGCUGUACGACUGGUUCGGCCCCCGCUUCGCCGUCGCUGCCGCCUCGAUCAUCGCCGCGCUGGGGCACCUGCUGUACGCGCUGAUGUUCGGCGGCCACAUCGAUGUCACGGUGCCGCACUGCGCCAUCUUCUACGGCCUCAUGUGCUGGGGAUGCUACGCGCUGAAUGUCGUUGUGCUGCCGUCCGUGCUGACCCACAUGCCGCGUGACCGUGGGCAGCCGACGGGUCUGCUGAUGACCUUCUCCGGCCUUGGCAGCUCCUUCUUCUCCUGCCUGUUCCGCGGCUUCUUCGAGAACAACUUCGAGAACGUGAUGUGGUUCAUGUUUGCUGUGGUGGUGGCUGUGGGUGUGGUGGGCACGUGGUACCUGGAGGACGCCCCCUACAUGGUGAACCGGUGGCAGCAGCGCAACAUCACGCCGCGUCAGCAGCUGCGCAAGUACCUCAUCCGCAACCGCUACAUGUCGCAGCUGGUGCCGGGUCGGCGGUAUUUAAUCAUGACGGUGAUCCUGAUUCUCCUGAACUUCUACGUGACGAUUCAGGCGGUGGUGGUCUCGUACCUUGCGGAUCAGAUGACGGACGGCAAGCGGCGUGGCAUCGCCAUAGGUGCGAUCGUAAUCCUUCUGUUGUGUCUCAUCCUGGUGGUACCAUUUGAGGAGGUGGACGGCCCCACGGAGCAGGAUAAGCAGGUGAUUGAGGCCGCCAAGGCGAAGGAGUGCGAGAUUCGUGAGAUGCACGCGCAACGCACCUGCCACGCGGGCCGUCACUCGCGGCAGGCGCAUGAGCCGACGAGCCGCACACGCGACGGUGAGAACGUAAAGCCCUCAGACAAUCCCUUCACCUCUAAAAGCGACUAUCACUCCGAUGAGGUACGGGUCGGUGCUAUGGAUGAUGAUGAGCGUGCAGCUGAGCAAAGCGGCAGCAACGCUGCUCCUCUCCGUACGUGCAGUGUAUCGGCGCCUUCCAUGUCGUUGAAGGAGGGCGCGGAGACCUGCCGCACCACCACCGUACCCGCCCCUCCACUGCCUCAUCACGAGUCCUCCGCGCUUUCUGCGCAGCAGCACCAUCACCGUCGGCGUAGCACAGGCGGUGGUGCGCUGACGGAGCACCUGGGUCUGCCGCUGUACAAACUCACCGUCCCGAACCGGUCUCUCAUCUCCGUUGAUCUGGACGAGGAUGAAGCGGGGGAGGAGAAGGGUGCGCAGCAGCUGGACAAAAACCGCAUCUCCCCCCUCAGCAGCGCACGGCGGCACUCCCCGAACGUACCGCGGCGUUCCUUGUCCCUCAGCGUCUCGAGGCGGUGUCCCCAUGCUGCCGCCGUCUCCGCAUCCGCCACCCCACAGCUCGAGGAGCUCGCCGAUGGCAAACAGACGCACGACACCUCCUACCUGUUGAACUUCGACGACCGUGGGAACCUGAUGCUGAGCUCCGCUACCGUACCGCACUGCCACGAGAUCGGCGGAGACGCGGCACACCGAGCGGCAGAACACACGGAAGAAGAGCGAACCGCCGACUUCUCGUUUGAGCAGCCGCGAGUUGAGGUGAUCACCCUGUGCGGUGAGGUCUUCGUCGCCCCGGUGUACCAGACCACCUUCUGGGAGAGCCUCACGUAUCUGGACACGUGGCUGAUCUUUUACGUGACGAUGUGUGUGUGGGGCGUGGGGCUUACGAUGGUGGGCAACUGGAACAUUUACAUCAUGCUGCUGGCACGCUACGGCGGGAUGCAGCAGAAGCACUACAUGCUCUUCGCUGCCAUGGCGGGUGUGUGCACCGCCGGCGGACGCGUGUUCCUCGGCGUGUACGAGAGCAUGCUACAGGUCAUCCGUGAGCGCACCGGUGCGGCUGUCGUCCCCACCCUUCUCUACCCCAUCACCUCGAUUGGACUGCUUGUCGGCGUCAUCUUCUGGAUCGCGCUGCCCGGUGACAAGGUGCUCGUCCUCGCGUAUUUGAUCGGCCCCGCCUUCUACGGUGUCAGCAGCAGUGUGACGCCCUACAUCCUUGGCACCAUCUUCGACCGCGAUCUGGGCAUGCACUACGGCUUCUGCUUUCUAGCGGGUGCGGUGGGCUUCGUGCUGUGCUACUGGUGCUCGUGGUACCUGACCUACAAGAACGAGACGAUGCUGACCCCACUGGGCGAGCUGUGCAUUGGCCAGCGCCGCUGCAUGAAUCGCGCCGUCGGCAUCUACGUGGCCCUCGUGUUCUCCUCCAUCUUCCCCGCGUACAUCCUGCACCGCCGAUACUCGAAGCUGGUGCGAGGGAAACUGGUUCAUCGUCGCGUGAUCGUCCCCCGCAUCAAGAAGAUGCUGGCGCUGUGCGGGUCCGGCUGUUGUGGGGAGCAGGGUGUGAAGGCUCCCCACGGUGGUGACAGUGACGGUGACAACAACGAGGUGGCGAAUAAGGUGUGA